Serpula lacrymans var. lacrymans S7.9 is the source of this 834-nucleotide messenger RNA. RefSeq lists its product as uncharacterized. The record is from RefSeq and is a predicted model, not a curated record. Bases 1 to 834 code for a protein of 277 amino acids. NCBI's taxonomy places the organism in Eukaryota, Fungi, Basidiomycota, Agaricomycetes, Boletales, Serpulaceae. Gene Ontology annotation, molecular function: carboxylic ester hydrolase activity; palmitoyl-(protein) hydrolase activity. Gene Ontology annotation, cellular component: cytoplasm. Gene Ontology annotation, biological process: protein depalmitoylation. The transcript has 3 exons.
AUGUUCCCAGGCGAGUCUGGCGUCGACAUACAUCUUCGGGAUACAUCUGACCCGUCCACUGGAAAGACAAAACCACCGCCCAAGAAGUCAUUAAUCCCAGUACCAUUUUCUUAUACUCCCAGCGACGAUGGCACAGAUGAGAAUAUCUUGAUUUUGUUCCAUGGCCUUGGAGACUCUCAUGUACCUUUUGGGAAGCUGGGUCGUCAGUUAAAGCUUCCUCAGACAGCGACGCUAGCUUUGCAAGCACCAGAACAGAUCCCCUUUCUGUACGAACAAGCAUUUCAGUGGUACCCAUCCUUCGACCCUCUUGGAGAACUCAUCGACAGACCUAAUCCUACCCCUGCUCUCGAUCUAACCCUGAAGGUCCUCAACCAUCUCAUCCAAGACUGCUCGUGGCCCCCUCAUAGAAUACAUCUAUUCGGAUUUGCACAGGGUGGAAGCGUAGCAGCAGAACUUUGCAUCAAAUGGUGGAAACAGGAGGCGGAGAAACACGUUAAAUCCCCUGGAACACCUAUCCGAGCACUAGGCUCCCUCGUCACAGUGUCAGGGCCUCUAUUAUCUUAUCCGACAUUAUCAAAAGCAUGCUCUACUCCGGUGCUAGUGUUCCACCGUCCUGCGCCAUCUGAAUCAGCGUUGCCGAGCAGUGCGAUGACCGCUUUUGGGAGGGCGUUUGGUCGUAUUAAGGAAGUUAAAAUGAGCGGUGAAGGUAUGCCACGGUCGAGAGAUGAGUGGGAGCCCAUUAUGCGAUUUUGGAGCGAGCAGCUUGGUAGAAGGCAGGGGAAUGGACUAUAUGAAGUAAUGACAGGCGUUGCUGGAGAAGUGCAUAAACCAUAA